Messenger RNA from Nymphalis io (European peacock), 1990 nucleotides. RefSeq names its product U6 snRNA phosphodiesterase 1-like. Gene Ontology annotation, molecular function: 3'-5'-RNA exonuclease activity; metal ion binding. The record is from RefSeq and is a predicted model, not a curated record. Gene Ontology annotation, cellular component: nucleus. NCBI's taxonomy places the organism in Eukaryota, Metazoa, Arthropoda, Insecta, Lepidoptera, Nymphalidae. The transcript has 2 exons. Gene Ontology annotation, biological process: U6 snRNA 3'-end processing. Bases 347 to 1909 code for a protein of 520 amino acids.
UUUUGAAUUUUGAUUCUGUUGAAGUAUAUUGUAAUGAAGAAAAAACUCGUACAUUUAUUGCCCUUGGAGUAGAUGCUAUAAGUCAUGCAUAUUUGAAUAAUAUACUCAAACAAAUAGAUAGCCUUUUGGAUGACUUCAAACUACCGACAUUUUAUGAGAAUCCAUCUUUUCACAUGAGCAUUCUUAGCGUGAUUGGUAAUAAGAAAGAGUUACUUUUAAAAAAUUUUAACAACUUAUAUGAUAUUUUUAUACAACACAAAUAUAUACUAAAAUCUGAAAAUAUCAAUAAGGUAAAUUGCAAAAGUGGGAAUAAAAUUUAUCAGUACUGUUUAAAAUAAUUUCCGCAAUGGACAGAAAUCCAAAUAAUAAAGUAUAUAUUAACCCAAAUUUUCAAAGGACUCCUCUUACAAAUGCAUGGUCAUUUCAACACUCAGACAAUACAAAUUUAUAUACACCUUGUUCACAACAAAUACAAAAAUAUGGUCCUGUAUAUAGAUUUGGCAUGGAACAAAAUUUCAGUCGAAAAAUAUAUGUUAAUCCAAAUUUCAAACAAAUAAAACAAGAACAGCAGCCAAUACCAGCAGCAAUAGAGAGAAAUGAAAAAAUUGAAAAUGUAAAUGCUUACCCAGUACUAGUAUCUAAAUCAAAAUAUUCUCUUGUUUCCAAUGCAAACAAGAAUAAAGGUAAUAAAAGUAACCAUUCAGAAGACAGACCUCAAAGUCAUAGUGUGGAUACAAUGCACAAAAUUAACAUUUUGCAAAAAGAUAAUUGCACCCAAAAAGUGUUGAAUAAUAAAUAUCCAAAUGAAAUUCCUGUUAUAAAAUCUCGUUAUACUAUUGUUAGAAAGAACAAAGUGCCGUCUGAAAAUCAGGAAGAACUUAAGCAAAAGAAAAUGAAACAGGAUUAUAAUCCCACUAUGUUGGUUACAAAUAAGACUUUAAGCCUAGAGAUUUCUUACUCGAAUUCUAAUAAUGUACUUGGAAAGCAGGAAAAUACAAUAAUUAAAAAUAAACCAAUUGAAAACAUAACAAAAAUUAAAAUAAGUAAGUAUAAAACAAUACCUGCUACUUACUUGAAAAAGAAUAUUCCAUUAAAUAAUGAAUUUAAUUCAACUGCAACAUCACAAUCAUACACAAAUGGCAAAUUUUCAUUUAAUAUAAACAAAUAUAAACUAGCUAGGCCCAGCUCAAAGUCUAUUAUGGAAGGUAACCCUUCAAAAACUAUUGUUAAAACUGGUAAGAAAAGUCACUGGUCAAAUCAAAGUAAAACUAAAUUAUUGAAAGCAAAUUUCAAAGUUAAUAACAUUCCAUGUCGAUUAUUUACAAAAUAUGGAAAGUGUCUAAGAAAGGACUAUGGAAACUGUGAAUAUGUUCACGAUAAAAAACAUGUUUCACUGUGUAGAAAAUUUUUGAAGGGAAUCUGUCAUGAUAGUGAAUGUGCCCUUUCACAUGAAUUAACUGCAAAUAAGAUGCCUACAUGUUACUUUUAUUUGAAUGGAAUUUGUACCAAAGACAACUGUCCUUAUUUGCAUAUUAAAUUGAAUGACAAGACUAAAAUUUGUCAUAAUUUUUUGAGAGGAUAUUGUGAAAAUGGCGAUAAAUGUCAGUUUAGGCACAUAAAAAUAAACCAGUGCAAGAAAUCUAAGGUAUUUAAUUUAAAUUCAUGUAACAGAUACAAAAAUGGACCAAGUAAAAGUACCAAACUCAAAACAACUAAGACUAAAUGUAAUAUUAAAAAGAAAGAUCUAACACAAUUGAAUAACAAAAAGGAUAUUAAGCCAUGCAAUGUAAAAGAUAUGGAUGUUGAUUGUAGAUAUUAUAAAGAAAAGGUUACUAAUGAAGGUAGUUGUAAAAACAUAAAACCCACUAGAUGCAAGAUAGGAACUUUGCCUGCGUUUAUACAGUUUUAGUCUUUAUUUUAAUGUUUUUUUUUUUUAAAUUGUAAAAUUGUCAAUACAUUGGAAAUCUUGUAAAUAAACUGAAUAAAAUUA